Molecule: messenger RNA, 2765 nt
Organism: Somion occarium
Lineage: Eukaryota; Fungi; Basidiomycota; Agaricomycetes; Polyporales; Cerrenaceae
Source: the annotation of a GenBank genome assembly
GUCAUUUGUCUCCUAGUCUCCAUCCAUCUCAUGGCACCGUAAAGUAUUUCUAUACGGCUGUAUUGCCUACGGCGUGGCAAUAACAGUCUAUAAACGCACAUGGACCUCGCCAUGGAAGUCGUGGAUAGUCGUCCGUUGUCUUCUGGUUUGGAAAGAAUAUCAAAAGACUAUAUUCCAGUCUCACACGUAUCUGUCAACGCGGAAGCCGAGGUCGACAAUCAUGAAGGCGAUAUCUAUCGAGGAGCUCCUCCGUCUCCUGCUCCAACUCAUAGACCAGCAUCAGCGGCGUCGGGCAGCUCUUCGUCGUCUAGCUCAUCUUCAAGCGUUGCAUUCGGCGGCAGACUUGGUGCAAUCUCUGCCCUUGUUGAACAUGCCAUAUCUCAUUGGGCUCGAGCAUGGGCAUCGACUUCCUCUUUGGCUUCAUCUUCAUCUUCCACGUCUUCUUCGUCCUCCACGUCAAGUGUUAAUUCCAAGACGACUAAGUCUCGGACUCGCCGGCGACGUCCUCGACCAAGCCUUGCGGACCUUCAGAAUGCCAAAUCCGAACGGGAUAUUGCUGCACGCAUAAGGGCUCGAGAGGCUUCAAGGCAUGUUCCUCGAGAAUUUGUCUUAUAUACCCCACCUCGCCCUGGUUCAGCCCCACAUCUGCCGCCAACACCUGUCGGAAAACCUCAAGUCGGGGUGUUGCGGACGACCUCUCUACCACAAAUUCUUGCCAUGCUCAGUUAUGCGCUGAAGGACAACCUCAGAUCUCGGCGUGUACAGGAGACUUCUCGAUCGCCACCUCGAGCUGAACCAAGUGUCUCAGCCCGUUCUACGCCCCCGCUUCUACAUCAUGAUUACAUGAUCCCAGAAGAGCUGCAACUCAGGAAUAUAUCUACCUUGUCGCCCGCCGAGGGGCCUCGCAAGAAAGUGAAGAAAGGAAAGCAAAGAGCUGGUAGACCAGGUCCUUCUGCUUCUGCCCCGAGUUUGAUGCAUGUGCCGUCGGAACGCGACUUGGACAGGGCGUGGUGGUUGGAUGUUUCAAGUCCUACUUGGGAGGACAUGCGGGCAAUUGGGAAGGUGCGCAUAUAUCCAUUUAUUGUGUUGACAAUUAUUAUUAAAGCAUUUCUCGCCAAGUUGCUUCAUCUACAUCCGCUAACCCUGGAAGAUAUCCUCCAACAAGAUCCUCGAGAAAAGCUAGAGCUCUUUCCAAAGCUUGGGUAUUACUUCAUCAAUUUCCGGGCGAUUGAAAGUCACAAAACGAGAGAACACCGUCGCAAGCGGAUGGCUAGUAUCGGUGACGAGGCUCGUCUGCAAGACGAGGGUAUCGUUGGAGAGGUUAACGUCUACCUCGUCGUCUUUAGGGAAGGCAUCUGCACGUUUCACUUCGCUGAUAUCUGUGAACAUGCCGAUGCCGUUAGGAACAGGGUGUUGAUGCGCGAUGAGACCGUCACCAUGUCUUCUGACUGGAUCGCCCAUGGCAUCAUUGACUCCAUCGUCGACUCCUUCUUCCCCUUCCUGGAUGAGAUAGAGAAGGAGAUCCUUGACAUCGAGUCUAUUGUAUUCUCUGCAGGAGCCACUAUCGAUGAACAAAAUACGCCUUCUCGCGCAUCGGAGAGCACUCUUGCUCCCGAAGAACCUCGUGAUAGUGCGGAUUUGAAGGAGAAGAAGAGUUCGACUCCCAGCAUCAAGGAGAAUGAGACCUACCACAGUGGAGUCGCGAGGACACACUUCUCGAUACCCAAACGUCGCGCACUGUCGUGUCGUCGCAUCAAAGCAGUGUAUCAUAGUUUGAAGGCAAUGAUGCACACAGUCCGCGCAGAUUCAUCUGUGCCAAGUAGAAGCACCAUUACCGUUCUUCGAAUGGCAAAAACGCGAAGACUAGUCACUUCUCUCACGCGAUUCCUCGCUGCCAAGUCAGAGGUGGUAGCGCAGAUCAAGAAGAGAAUGCUCAAGACUGGGGAAGCUGGCCUGGGUAACGGAACCGGUGAUGACCAUGACGUUUUCAUGUACAUGGGUGAUGUUCAAGAUCACAUCCUUACACUUCAGCAGUCGCUUGCUCAUUACGAGCGAAUGUUGAGCCAAUCUCAUCCAACGUAUCUCACCGAGCUGAGACUCUCAGUCUCUAAGGCCAAAUCCGCCAGUGAUAAGAUCAUCGUUAUGCUUUCUGUGCUUACUGUCGGAGUGCUUACUAUCCAGACAAUCAUCGGACUUCAUUCUAUGAAUAUUCAUGUCCCUAGAAACAGGUUCGGCAGCAGGCGGUAUAACGUCUUCGCGACUAUCAUCGCAAUUAGCUGCCUGAUCGUGGUGGUAUAUGGCAUACUGGUUCGUCGGUGGUGGGUCCAGGCCAAAACGCAACGGAAGAGCUGGAACCCUUCAUAAGGUGGAUGCGGACAUCGUGUUUAUUUUGCAACUUCGUUACGACUAUAGACUGGACUCGCCUUCACUUAUCAGGAUAUCUAUCUAUGCCCAUAUACCCCACCACGUAUCUACCCUCGUCGUUUUUAUCUUAAUAUUCGCGUCCCAAUCCCGCAUGUAUCGUUAUACCAAUAUCAUAAUACCGGAUUCAUCCUAAAUAUGUGACAAAGGAGCGGUGGGUGCUAAUAGAUAGUAUGUUAUAUACAGUGAAUGUGACCACAAUGGAAGUUCCUAGGUAUAUCAGACAGGGGAUAUAUGCACUUAGAGGUAUGUGUUUGGAGGGGAUAUAAAUGAAUGCUGAGUAGAACAAGAUUGUAAAGUGUGCCUUACUUAUCGCACAAUUGUACGAUACGCUUGGUCUCUUC